Molecule: messenger RNA, 603 nt
Organism: Arctia plantaginis
Lineage: Eukaryota; Metazoa; Arthropoda; Insecta; Lepidoptera; Erebidae
Source: the annotation of a GenBank genome assembly
AUGUCAAACGUAUUUGGAAUAAUUGUAUCGGGUCGUUUCGUGCAGACGGAUUUUGCUCCUGUGUCACAAACUCAGUUUCUCACUACUAUCACAGAGGCAGACAAUAUUAAUCACCUGGUAGUGUUUUUAACGGGUCUGGCCCCACUGCCGGCUGGCACCGCGGGCAUGGUGUACUGGAGCUGGCCGGACCCUACCGCGCCUCCCAACUGGCAACUUCUGGGACAUAUAUCUAAUACCAAACCUUCAGCUAUAUUUAAAAUAGGGACCUUAAAAAAGUUGCAUGAGUUAUCUAAUGAAACUAAGUUCAUAAGUGCAUUUGGACAGCAAAAGAUAUGUCAUAAUGCACAGCUUGGCAUAGCCAUUGAACCAGAAGCUAACAUCCAGCUCCUUGCCUCUUCAGUUGCCCAGCAACAGAGCAACUACAUAACAUUUGCUCAAAAAAUGUUAGAAAAUUUGGUGAACUUUGUAGCUUCAUACUCAGUGACACAGGAGCAGAUGACGCCCACUCCAGGAGUUUUAUAUAUACCUCUAAACACAUUACAAACAUGGUAUCAAAACUUUGAGACAAGACUACAACGAAACCCUAACUUCUGGAAAAGUUAA